Molecule: messenger RNA, 1006 nt
Organism: Paramacrobiotus metropolitanus
Lineage: Eukaryota; Metazoa; Tardigrada; Eutardigrada; Parachela; Macrobiotidae
Product: signal recognition particle receptor subunit beta-like
Exons: 8
Coding region: 105-878 (257 amino acids)
Biological process (GO): protein localization to organelle; intracellular protein transport; Golgi to plasma membrane protein transport
Cellular component (GO): Golgi apparatus
Molecular function (GO): GTP binding
Source: RefSeq, a predicted model, not a curated record
GCGAACGAGCUCCACGUCGGCGCAAUUAGCAACAUAUGCCAGCUGUGGAGUGUUGUUAACCAAAUUUUUUGUAACAAAUCCCUUUUUCCGCAAUCGUCGACAACAUGUCGAAGUCCGGCGGUGUAACGAGUAAACCACUGGAUAAUUAUUCCGACACGGAUUCAUCCGCGCUCUUCAUUGUUGUUGGUGUUCUCUCGCUGGUUGGAAUUGCUGUGCUCAUCUUUUAUUAUCUUAUACGAAAGCAAUCCCACAAGCUCCAGUUUGUUCUACUCAUGGGAAGAAAUGGCGCCGGAAAAACAACAUUGUUUGCUAAGUUGACACAAGAUCGCAACGUCCUGACAGUCUCGUCUCUCAUAAAAAAUAUCGGUUGGACUAAGAAUUUGUUCCCAAAAGAAACGAAAAGAGAAGUGCAGCUUAUAGAUAUUCCCGGAUUUGAGCGAAUUCGAUGGGAUGUCUUUGAAAGCAACAAGGCACUGUGCAAGGGCAUUGUGUUCGUUCUGGACAGCGUGACGAUCGCAAAAGACGCUCAAGAAUGUGCAGACAUCCUCUAUCGAAUUCUGGUUGAUCCUGAUAUUCAGCGCCGGAAAAUUCCCAUUUUAAUUGCGUGCAACAAGCAAGAUGAAGUCGCGGCUAAGGAUGUUGAUGUCGUAAACGAGUUACUCGAAAAAGAAAUGAAUUCAAUUCGUAUUACGAAAUAUAAUCCCUCUACGAAGAAAGGCAACAAAGCCGAGUUUUUAGGGAAGAUGGAGAAAGAUUUUGCAUUUUCCCAGUUAACGGGAAAUAAAGUCAUGUUCAGCAAAUGUAUCUGCAGGAGCGAAGAGUCAAACGAGGGCGAUGAUAUAAACGGCGUUGUGGAGUUUUUAAGAACGUUGUCAUAGUUUCGUUUUUACACAGUUUACGUCUCUAUUCGUAAAUAUUUUUGUUCUCGUGUUUGUUUCCCUUUGUUUUUCGGUUAAAAAUUUUGUACAUGGAUACGCCAUUACGAAGAAUAAUGCACGAGUAUUGG